UGGGCGGCAGCAGAGAGGCUCGUCUGCAGCACAAGUGAAGAAGACGACACAGCGUUGUUGACAAACCCAGCUAGCCUGUGCUAGUUCGGUGAUAUGGUGUUUUAUUGAUAUUUUACUGAAGCUUUCCUUCAUCAUGAGUUCUCCAGAGGACAGACAUGGAACUAAACGACCCGCUUCUCCAAGUGAUGAUGGCUCUACCCAGUGGGCAUCAGCUGAUCUGGGAAGCAAUGAGAGGAAACAAAAGUUCCUACGGUUGAUGGGUGCGGGCAAGAAAGAACACACAGGACGCCUCAUCAUCGGUGACCACAAAUCAACCUCCCACUUCCGUAGUGGGAAUGAAGAUAAGAAGAUGAACGAGCAGCUGGAGAUGCAGUACCAGCAGGGCAUGGAUGGGAAACUGUCCGGCCGGAACCGGAGACACUGCGGCCUGGGAUUCAGUGAGCCUGAGCCACUGCCAGAUUCACUCCCUGCUCCACCAGUGGACAAUCAGACAGAAGAACCUGAGCCAGUGAAGUCCACUAGUGAAAAAGAACCCACAGACGCGCAGGACAAAGCCUCCAGUCCUGUCAACAAGGAACAAACCUCAGACCCGGCUGAGCGCAGCUCUGACAGCAGGAGCGAGGAACCAAAACACGGCUUCAAAAUGACCUUUGUGAAGUCGGCGUAGGGCCAACGGAAGGGCCAGCGAGGAGUUACUUUUUGUAAUCUCAAAUUUGUACAUUUUGACAUUAUUUGUUAAACUGUUGUUGAUGAUCCAUCAUUGUAGUUCUUUUACUCUGUGGAAAUGAUUUCUCUACACAAGCACUCAACUCAUCGUGGUGUGCAUGUUGUCAUGAAAUUAUGUCUGUAGGUUAAGUUUGAUUAAUUUGUGUUAGACCAUGUUUAGAUGCCGUAUGGUCCAGUUCUUACUUUGUUUAAACAUCAAUAAAGGGAAGUGUCACUCAGCUGUAAUUUCCGUGGAAGCUCUCAGUCUGAUCAGUAUCAUGAAUGUUCUGCUGGGGGAAUGUAAACUGAACAGAAAACCCUAAUGAAAUGAUGUAAAAAUUUAAAAUCAUCAGGAGGCCUCUGGAUUUCCUCUCUAGAGGUUGUUAAUUUUAUUUUGACAUGUUUGUUGAAACUAUUCACUGAGAGAUGAUAGAAUAUAUUUUACAUUGGAACUGGUAAUGCAGAUAUAUGUAAAUAUUAUGUGUAUAUUAACCAGUGCAGCCAAACGGACAAUAACUGACACGUCUCAAUUAUUUCAGGUUUGUGUACUUCAAACAUAUUUCAUGCGUUUCUUGAAAAAUUAUGAUCUGUCAGUUUUAGAAUUGUAUUAUAUCACUUUAAUAUUAUUACUGAAAACACCUGAAAACACCUUGAGCAGGAGAACAGGUGAAUUUCGCUGUAUGUGCAUUUAGACGUGUGUUCUGAGUUGUAAUAAAUAACCUUUAGACUUAACUUCAUCUGCGCUCAACA
Paralichthys olivaceus (Japanese flounder) is the source of this 1455-nucleotide messenger RNA. It is a transcript of the gene c7h11orf58, whose product is annotated as chromosome 7 C11orf58 homolog. The record is from RefSeq and is a predicted model, not a curated record. Lineage: Eukaryota; Metazoa; Chordata; Actinopteri; Pleuronectiformes; Paralichthyidae.